Rhinichthys klamathensis goyatoka is the source of this 3619-nucleotide messenger RNA. RefSeq names its product vav 2 guanine nucleotide exchange factor (gene vav2). Lineage: Eukaryota; Metazoa; Chordata; Actinopteri; Cypriniformes; Leuciscidae. The coding region runs from base 270 to 2897 and encodes 875 amino acids. The transcript is spliced from 29 exons. Gene Ontology annotation, biological process: intracellular signal transduction; cell migration; regulation of GTPase activity. The record is from RefSeq and is a predicted model, not a curated record. Gene Ontology annotation, cellular component: cytoplasm. Gene Ontology annotation, molecular function: guanyl-nucleotide exchange factor activity; protein binding.
AACAAUAUAGUGCAACAUGCCGAGCUGUUAGUAGCACUCAAUCUCAAACCAGCUGGAUUUAAUUCGUUAAAAAAGUUGUUAAUCGUGUAUCCUGGGAAAAAAACAUCCCACAUAAUUGACCUUAGGCAGUUUAGUGCCCUUUGGACUGCAGAUUGGAACUGGGAUAAUUUCACGUCAGCUUUAUCUUGGCACUUUUUUUUUAUUUGCGUGCGCCAGGCUGCCAGAUUUCUCCUCUAUUUUUGCCAUUAUUCUGCUUCAUUUCUGUCAAUAUGGAGGAGUGGAGGCAGUGCGGUCGCUGGUUGAUAGACUGUAAGGUUUUGCCCCCGAACCACCGGGUUGUUUGGCCCUCAGCGGUCGUGUUCGACCUGGCCCAGGCGCUCAGAGAUGGGGUGCUCCUGUGCCAGAUGCUGCACAAUCUGUCUCCUGGAUCCGUGGACCUGAAGCAGAUCAACUUCAGGCCUCAGAUGUCACAGUUUCUGUGUCUGAAGAACAUCCGGACAUUCCUGAAAGUGUGCCAUGAUAAGUUCGGCCUGAGGAACAGCGAGCUGUUUGAUCCCUUCGAUCUGUUUGACGUGAGGGACUUUGGGAAGGUGAUCUCUGCGCUGUCCAGAAUAUCCCACAACAGCAUUGGACAGAUCAAAGGCAUCAGGCCCUUUCCAUCAGAGGACACUGCGCUGAAUGAAGAUGAUGUGUACCGGAGCUUGGAGGAGUUGGCAGAUGAGCACGAUGUGGGAGAGGACGACAUAUAUGACUGCGUUCCCUGCGAGGAUGAUGGGGACGACAUCUACGAGGACAUCAUCAAGGUGGAGGUUAGACAGCCCAUGAAAAUGGGCAUGACAGAAGAUGAUAAGAGAAACUGCUGCUUGGUGGAGAUUCAGGAGACAGAGGCAAAGUACUACAAGACACUGGAGGACAUUGAGAAGAAUUAUAUGAUGCCCCUGAAGCAAGUCUUAUUGCCACAGGAGAUGGAGGCCAUAUUUGUAAAUUUAGAGGACAUCAUCAAGGUCCAUUUUGCUCUGCUGAGGGCCAUUGACCUGACCAUGGUGAGCGGGGGGAACGGCCUGGGAAAGAUCUUUCUGGACUACAAGGAGAGACUGCUCAUCUACGGCCAGUACUGCAGCCAUAUGGAGAAUGCUCAGAAGACACUGGAUGAGCUGAUUGCCACACGGGAAGAUGUCAAGUUUAAAGUGGAGGAGUGUACCAUGAAGGUCCAGGAGGGAAAGUUCAAACUGCAGGAUCUUCUAGUUGUCCCCAUGCAGAGGGUCCUUAAAUACCACCUUCUGCUUAAGGAGUUAGUAAGUCACUCUAUGGACCGUCCGGAGAGGCAGCAGCUUAAAGAAGCACUAGAAGCCAUGCAGGACCUGGCCAUGUACAUCAAUGAGGUGAAGAGAGACAAUGAAACCUUGAAGAAAAUAAGUGAAUUUCAGAGCUCAAUAGAAAAUCUACAGGUGAAACUAGAGGAGUACGGUAGGCCAAAGAUAGACGGAGAGCUUAAAGUGUGCUCUAUAGUUAACCGGACCAAACAAGACAGAUACAUCUUCCUAUUUGAUAAAGUUGUGAUUGUUUGCAAGAGAAAAGGCUAUAACUAUGAGUUAAAAGAGAUCAUUGAACUUCACUUUUAUAAGAUGUCAGAUGACCCCAUGAAUAACCGUGACAUGAAAAAGUCGAGUGGAAAAAUGUGGUCCUAUGGCUUCUACCUGAUCCAUCUGCAGGGGAAACAGGGCUUCCAGUUCUUCUGCAAGACAGAAGAUACCAAGCGCAAGUGGAUGGAGCAGUUUGAAAUGGCCAUGUCAAACAUCAAACCCGAAAGAGCCACUGCCAACCAGCACAACUUCCAAAUGCACACGUUUGAAAAGAACACCAACUGCAGAGCCUGUAAAAUGCUGCUGAGAGGUAUUUUCUACCAGGGAUACUACUGUCCACGCUGUGGGACCGGCGUCCAUAAGGAGUGUCUGGAGGUCAUUACCAUCUGCAAAAUAAGUCCCCAUGAUUCGGAGCCAGGGCUUCCACAAUCAGGUCCAAAGAUGGUGGCCAUCAAAAAUUACAAUGGUACCCCUGCCUUGCCAGGCAAGAUGCCACUCUGCUUUCAGACAGGAGAAGUCAUUGAGCUCCUGAAGGGAGAUCCAGACACAUCAUGGUGGGAGGGCAAGCUCAUCCAAACCCAAAAGACUGGCUUCUUCCCCAGUUCCAGUGUAAAACCAUGUCUAGACCCUAAGCCUUUGCAGUCAUUUUCCAGCCGUCAGUCCUCCAGAGAAACAGAUUACUACGUUUAUCCCUGGUUUGCAGGAAACAUGGAGCGGCAGCAGGCCGACAACCUGCUCAAGUCUCACAGCAGCGGCACCUAUCUGAUCCGAGAGAGAACAGCAGAGGCUGAGAGAUUCGCAAUCAGCAUCAAGUUUAAUGAUGAAGUGAAGCAUAUUAAAGUUAUUGAGAAAGACAACUGGAUUCACAUUACAGAGGCAAAGAAGUUUGAAAGCCUUCUGGAGCUUGUGGAGUAUUAUCAGAUUCAUUCACUGAAAGAGAGCUUUAAGCUGUUGGACACGACAUUACGGUACCCUUACAAAUCCCGGGAACGCUCAAGCUCUCGCACCAAUACCCGCUCACCAGCAGCCACCUGUGCUUCCUACAACUUCUCCUUCCUCAGUCCUCAGGGCCUCAAUUUCUCCUCUCAAAGCUCUGCUCCCUUCUGGUCAGUAUUCACACCCAGGGUAGUCAGCACAGCUGUGGCGCGAUACAACUUUGCCGCUCGAGACAUGAGAGAGCUGUCCCUGCGAGAAGGGGACAUCGUCAAGAUCUACAGCAAGAUUGGUGGAGACCAAGGCUGGUGGAAAGGAGAGGCCAAUGGCAGGAUUGGAUGGUUCCCCUCCACGUACGUCGACGAGGAAGGGGUGCAGUGAAACUUUGGAGUCACAAAUCGUCCAAUCGCAUUUUGAUCUGCAGCCCUCUGAGAGGACUCUUUGGUUUCCAAGGCAACACCCUAAUGGAAGUCUUUUCGCUGGAAACAUAUUUUACAAUGAAUAUUUGUACUUCUGUCUCUUUUCAUCAUGUACGAAUAUGCUUUUUCCCUUUCUCGGAAUGUCUGUGUGAUCUCUGUGAAGAAAACUGCUCGGAGUCUGUUCGUUCUCAGUGUCGGGAGGAGGAAACUGUGAACAGAGCAGAACUUAAAGUGGCCAAAGGACAAGCAUGGCUUUAAGUUUGUACAGUAAUACCUGUAACGUGCGCUGACGGCCACAGGGGUAUAAUGGGGGGUGGGGACAUAUAAAUAAAUAAAUAAAUAUAUAUAUAAAUAUAAUUUAUUAAAGAGAUAUAUCUAUGAUUAGAAUGCGACGUUGAACAUUUGUUCAACAGCACCAAUGCAAAGAAUAUAGAAGAGCAGAGCAGAUGCACUUUGCAUUUCUUUACAGAGAGAAUUUGCCUUAGUAAUGGUAAUGCCUUUAGAUGUGGAGGAAAAGAGAUGGAUUCAGACUCAUAUUGCACAUACAAAUUCGUACAUCUACCCUGUCCAAAAAUAUGGUGCCUUUUUAUACAUGUCUUCACUCCCAACAGAGUCUGGUUUAUAUAGCUGCAGCAUUAACGCCCUGUUCUGUAGUGGUGCUCUCUCACGACCCUCUCCACCCAU